This is a messenger RNA of Lineus longissimus, 3926 nucleotides long. Its product is annotated as GATOR2 complex protein WDR59-like. Gene Ontology annotation, biological process: cellular response to amino acid starvation; positive regulation of TORC1 signaling. NCBI's taxonomy places the organism in Eukaryota, Metazoa, Nemertea, Pilidiophora, Heteronemertea, Lineidae. Gene Ontology annotation, cellular component: vacuolar membrane; Seh1-associated complex. The coding region runs from base 10 to 2499 and encodes 829 amino acids. Gene Ontology annotation, molecular function: protein binding; signaling adaptor activity. The transcript is spliced from 21 exons. The record is from RefSeq and is a predicted model, not a curated record.
AAACAAAAUAUGGCAGGAAGGGAUAAUAUUGUUGCUAAGUAUAAAGAGCUCCAGGCCAGUUGCAUGGCAGUGGAUUGCUCUGGACAGUAUGCAAUUCUCGGAGCGAGGAAGGUGCUAGCCUUCAUAUCUUUAGAUAACCCUAAAGCAAUCGUCAGGAAAUUGACUAGGCAGAGUAAGUGGGAAGUCAGUGCUGUCAGAUGGAAUCCACAUCCUUCACACUCUGGAAUCUUUGUCACAGCGUCUAAUCAACGCGCUGAUGUCUAUUCCUGGGAAGAUGACCACAACACAAGUGAGAAAACAGCUGUCAAAGCUCACACCAGAGUCAUCAGCGACCUGGAUUGGUCACCGCAUGACCCAAACAUGCUCGCCACCUGUUCUGUGGACACGUUUUCUUUCUUAUGGGACGUAAGGGACACCAGGAAACCAUCACUGUCUCUCCAAGCUGUUGCUGGUGUGUCUCAAGUUAAAUGGAACAAGGUGAAUUCAAACCUAAUUGCUACAACUCAUGAUGGAGAUAUCAGGAUUUGGGAUCCAAGGAGAGGCACAUCUCCUGUUCAGUACAUCGCCGGACACUUAUCCAAAAUUCAUGGCCUCGACUGGAAUCCUUGUGACGAGACCAAGUUGGCCACAUCUAGUCAAGACUGCACUGUCAAGUUUUGGGAUGUGUCGAGCCCUAGACGUCCAGAGAAGGUGCUGUCAUCAGGAUCACCAGUGUGGCGAGCGAGAUACACGCCUUUCGGUCACGGACUGGUGUCUGUUGUCGUACCCCAGCUCCGGCGCGGGGAGAACAGUCUGUUUCUAUGGAACACAGACGACUUGGUGCAGCCUGUUCACACGUUUAUUGGACACACGGACGUGGUCUUGGAAUUCGAUUGGAGAAAACUUGAGAAUUCUUCCGAUUAUCAGCUGAUCACAUGGUCAAAGGAUGGAAGUCUUAGAAUGUGGAAGAUAUCCUCGUCUUUGCAGAAAUCUUGCGGCCGUGAUGACUCGAUCACGUCUAUGGAUGGCAUAAACGACAACUUAGACACAACAAACGAUUCGGCAGAGAAGGUUGAAGAGGAGGAACCGUUCCCAACCCCACCCAUGGAGCCUAUGCAUAAAACCCCGCCAAAUAAACCUCCCGAGUUUGAGGAAAAGCCAUCCCCUCAACAGCCCAGGACAUUACAACAGGAGUUCUCACUCGUCAACCACGAAAUUCCUAAAGUAAACAUUAAUGAGAUGGAUGCUGGGAAAAGGACGUGCACGGUUUCUGCGAUCAGCGGCAAGUACCUCGUCAAGAUGGUCAUGUCGUUUCCAGCGAUGUAUCCAAAUAACGCAGCGCCGUCUUUUGAAUUCAUCGCACCGACUACAAUCGACAAGACAAAUCAAAACAAGCUCACGAAGGUUCUUCGAGAUACCUCACUCCAACACGUGAAAAGAAGUCGUGCGUGUCUGGAACCUUGUAUCCGCCAGCUAAUAUCUACCAUGGACACACUCACAAUGGAAGAACGAACAACACCAGAUUCGGACACCCCAUACAAUCUCCAGCAGCCCCCACUUCCACAGCCAAACUACCUGUCUCUGGCCAGCUAUGGUAGCUACAAUGACUCAUCCAUUCCUUUCCCGAGGACGUCCGGGGCAAGAUUUUGCAGUACUGGCAUGCUAGUGAUAUUCCGACGGCCAGGAGAAAUCAGGAAAAGUAGCCAAACGUCCGAGGUGACACCUCGGGCGCUAUCGGCCCUUUCGGCGUAUGUGCAGACGCAGGCUGUCCACCCUGUGAAUGUGAUUCCUGUCCACACUCCUCAGCAGGCUGCCCCCUAUAAUAUCAUGUUCAACAGCCGGUUGGCAAGUUCACCAAGCGAGAAUCUCUCUAUUAGUAAUUUCUACAAUUUCAAGGAACGGAAACAAAGACAGCGAGCCAAAAGUAAAGCGCGUGACAUUGGUGAGCAUCGGACGAAGGAGUCACCUGGUCACAAAAAGGAAAAGUCUGGUCCAGUUGUGCUGUAUGAUAUCUCCUCCAUCCUGCCGGUCCACAAAUACUUAGCAGAGAAUUACAGUCUUGAUAGCACCGAUCUUACCGCCACCUGUGCCAAGAAUGCCAGUGCCGCAGCAGUUGUUGGAAGAAGAGACCUAGUGCAGAUGUGGUCACUAGUGUCGUUGGCAUUGCACAGAAAGUUGUCCUGUUUAGACGGACCUGAUGAGGGAUCACCCUGGGCGCAACAUCCCUUUGGGAAAAAUAUGCUUAAGUCUCUGAUCGACCACUACAGUAGUCUCUAUGAUGUGCAGACGCUGGCGAUGUUGAGUUGUAUCUUUGGCGCCCUUGAUGGUCCGAGACCCGCACCCUCGCGUCAGAGCUCAAGGAAUAAUAGCGAUCGCGAUUCUGAGUACAAUAACAGCGAUUCAAACUACUUGUUCCAGCCGUUGGAUUCAGUAGUGCAUGGUUAUAGCGUCAGUUCCUCGUUAGCGAAAGUAAAGCGGUGGUUAUCUGUUGAAGAGAAGGUCCGAUCAGGAGGUGAUUAAAUUUGUUCUUGAGGGUAGUGGUAGCUCCCAGUCGGCAAAAACCACUCUGAGAAUCUCCCACCUCGCCGAGUCACCGCAACCACCUCUCUGAAGCUUCAGGCUGAAGACCACCUCUGAACAAGUCCCUUGUAUGGACCACAUCCAACUUAAAAGUUCCUCCCAAGGUGAGGCUAUCUGUGCCAGGACACCGCAGGAGCCAUGUUCAGAUGCUGAAGUCUGAGAUGCAAGAUCAGUCUGAAUCCUGAACAUAGCACCUUGGGUGUCCAUCUGGGCAUUCAACACACUCAUAGGGAGUUGUAAGUUUGAUGUAUGGUCGUAACAGGGCUCUUGUUUAGAGGUUGUCUUCAAUCUGAGGCAGUAUGCACUCUAAGAGGUGGUUACCCUGACUCAGUGAGGUGGGAGAUCCUCAGAGAGGUUGUUGCUGAUUCUGUAGGGUGGGUAAUGGAGUAUUUAGUAUCUCUCUGGUUUGUUAGGUUGGUUGUUAGGUUUGGUGUCAUUUUUCUGAGGUUUUGUCAUGUCAGCUCGGUAUAAUAGUUGUAGUCUCAUGUUUAGGCAGUUUUGGGUGGGGGUAGGAGAUGUUUCCUCGACAGGUGAAUGCUAUUGUCCCUAAGUCCUACUGUUUAUUCUGUAACAAUUUGUGAAGGGUGUCAGCAAGUCGAACAAUGUAGGCUUAUCCAGAAGUUACUCGUUGCUCAGGACAUGGAUGAAACAAGCCAAGCUUCCAUUAGACUCUGUCCCUGUAGAACGCACCAUGCACCGCUGGUCCUAACCCUAACUUGUUGAGCAUGCUUCACUUUCUAACUUCUAUUCUUGAAAUCAACCUAUUCUAACAAUCUUAUAACAACAGUUCUGCUACAACUCUUACGUUAAAUGUAUUUUCUUCAAAUUUUUUCGCUAUUGAUGGUAUCAAAAAUGUAUUCAGUUUUAUAUGGUUGUUAUGUUCUUCCAAAAUAAUUCUUCUGUUAGUUUUAAAUGAUGAUAUACAGCAUAAAAACAUCAAGUGGCUCCUGACACAUGCGUGUCUUAAGCCCACGGCCAGCCAUCUUAUGUGGGGUUGACGGCCCAGAUUUGGUGUUUCCAAGUCUACAAGUCUGGCAGAUUUAGCCCAACCAGUUUAAGCAAUCAUAGUAAAACCCUCAGCAAAGUUCCUUUGGUUUUGGUCUACAUCGGGUCUACCUGUGUGGUCUUGAUAAAACAACCAAGGACCGCUUAUCUAAAGUUAAUAAGUGUAUCUCACUUUGAGACAAGACACAUAAUACCCAAACUCAAAAUGAGACGGACCAUUUUUCCGCUAACCAAAUAACCAAGUCCUGAGUUGAGUUAUCCAAAUCUAAUUGCUUGCUCUUGACAAUAGGAAGGUGGAAUUCAUUUUGCUGGCACGUAGCUUCGCCAUAAAUAACAAUUUAGCGCCGCUAUAAUCAGAUGUU